Molecule: messenger RNA, 939 nt
Organism: Plasmodium falciparum 3D7
Lineage: Eukaryota; Apicomplexa; Aconoidasida; Haemosporida; Plasmodiidae
Gene: PTP6
Product: EMP1-trafficking protein
Biological process (GO): transcription initiation at RNA polymerase II promoter
Cellular component (GO): transcription factor TFIIA complex
Source: RefSeq, a predicted model, not a curated record
AUGGUAGUGCUAUAUAAUAAUAAGGAAGAUAUAGCUGUAUGUGACGAUGGAGUUAAUAAAGAAGUAAUUAAAAAUAUUUUUAUGGAAGACAUUGAAAGUAAAAGAAGAAAGGAAGCAAUUGUUAGAAAACGUAGCAUUGUACAUUUUGGUUUAAAAUUAUUUUUAUUUUCCUUUUGUAUUUGGACUUUACAAUAUGCUAACAAUAAUUAUGAUUAUAGGGACAAUGGCAAUAAUUAUACCCUUGAAAAUAUACUAGAAUCAAGAAUUAAUAGAUCUUUAUCAGAAAAGCAAUCUCAUGUUACUAAUUCAGCAACCGAAGUAGCUGCACAAGAAAAUAAUAGUACAGAGGAAAAAAAAAACAACCCCCCCGUAGAACAGCAACAACAACAACAACAGCAACAACAACAACAACAGCAACAACAACAGCAACAACAACAACAACAACAACAACAACAACAACAACAACAACAACAACCAAAUGAAUUAAAUAAUUUUGAAAAUAAAUUAAAAGAUUUAAAAGAUUGUUUAUUCGAUAAACUUGAUAAUGCCGUUGAUUGGGAAAAUCUUUCUAGCAAUGUUAAAGGAUAUUUGGAAAAGGUUGAUAGUACUAUAGAAAAUAAAAUAAAGAAAGAAGUUCAAACAGCUACUCAACAAAGCAAUUUGAUGACAAAUUUAGAUCCAAAAACACAAUUCAUAAAAAAUUUCACAAAGAAUUAUGAUUUAUAUACACCACCACUUUUACUAAUGUUAGCUUCAGCUAUGUUAUCAGAAAAUUUAAAAAAAAAAAUAUUCCAAGUAAUCGCCUUCCUUCUUUUUGUUGUUUUAAUUUAUUUAUAUUUGAAAUUAAAGAAAGUUAAUAAAAAUAUUAAAAAAGAUACAAAUGAUAAUACAACAAAUAAUAAAUCAGCGACAAAGACAAAUGUUACUAAAACGUCCUAA